Messenger RNA from Maniola jurtina (meadow brown), 2959 nucleotides. RefSeq lists its product as uncharacterized. Gene Ontology annotation, cellular component: nucleus. Lineage: Eukaryota; Metazoa; Arthropoda; Insecta; Lepidoptera; Nymphalidae. The transcript has a single exon. Bases 1 to 2136 code for a protein of 711 amino acids. Gene Ontology annotation, molecular function: DNA binding. The record is from RefSeq and is a predicted model, not a curated record.
AUGAGGACGUGCAAAAGAAAAUCUGAAAGGGGUGAUGUACCAAAAGAUAUCAUAGAAAGAGCUUGCCACGCAGUAAUCUUCGAUAAUAAUAGCAUCAACGCCACAUCAAAGAAAUACCAAAUUCCAUACAAAACGUUGCAUCGUUAUGUGACUAAACUUAAACAAAAACUAGAAAGUUGUCCGAACCUCGGGAAAGCUGAUUUGACCCUGGACACGGCGGGGUACAUAAAAAAUAGGCAGGUAUUUAGCGAUGACGAAGAAAAUAAACUGGUAGCUUAUUUGAAGACGGCUGCUGACAUUUACUAUGGAUUAACACCGUAUGAGACACGCAAGUUUGCAUUUGAAUACGCAAAAAAGAAUAAUAAAACUGUACCUGAAUCUUGGAAUACAAAAUUAAUGGCUGGCGAAGAUUGGCUUGGUAAUUUCUUAAAACGUCAUCCCUCGUUAUCAAUAAGAUCACCUCAACCUACAAGCCUGUCUAGAGCUACGUCGUUCAACAAACAAAAUGUAAGUGAGUUCUUUGUUAACUUGAAAACAGUUUACGAACGAUUAAAUCUAAGCCCAGGUGAUAUUUGGAAUGUUGAUGAGACGGGACUUACAACAGUCCAUGUGCCUAAUAGAGUCAUAGCUCGCCGGGGUAUUAAAAAUUUGGGUAAAAUGACUUCGGCUGAAAGAGGCACUUUAGUGACAAUUGCAGUAGCAAUUUCAGCUCUCGGCAACAUGGUUCCCCCGUUUUUUGUUUUUCCAAGAGUACAUUUCAAGGAGCAUUUUCUUAAUGCGGGUCCUAUAGGUUCAGAAGGUGACGCUAACCCAUCUGGGUGGAUGAAAGAAGAAAAUUUCAUAAAAUACGCAAAGCAUUUUGUGAAACACGUGAAACCCAGUAAAGAAAAGCCUAUUCUUCUGCUCUUGGACAACCACGACUCACAUUUAUCAAUCGAGGUGCUGGAUUAUUUCAAAAACAAUGGGAUUACAGUUUUGUCAUUCCCCCCUCAUUGUAGCCACAAACUACAACCACUGGACAGAAGCGUUUACGGACCUCUCAAGAAAUAUUACAAUAAAGCCAGCGACAACUGGCUAGCUACUCACCCUGGAAAAACCAUCACAAUUUACGAUAUUCCGGAAUUGUUAAAAAUAUCUCUGCCAAUGGCGGCUACAAUCGACAAUAUACAGUCUGGAUUCAGAGUCACCGGUAUUUCGCCGCUUAAUGAAAAUAUAUUUCCUGAGUCUGAAUUUAGUGGAGCCUUUGUUACUGAUAGGCCAUUACCAGACGCACAUGACGCUAGAUCCUCAACCGCUGGUAGUGCGGUAGCAGGUCCAUCAAAUUCGCAAAAUAAUUUAGACAUUGGAAAUACUGUUCCACCAACCUCUCAAACAAAUUCAUCGGUUACUUUACCUCAAGUUGUAGAACUUCCAUCAAAUUCAGGCAGUGGUUCUGCUAAUCUAAUGGUUCCUAUAUUGCCCGAAAGAUCAAGGUCAUCUAGUACCGUUUGCGAAUCACCUUCUAUUCUCGAUGAAGAACACGUACAAGAAGAACCAGAAAUAGAGAACAUACAUCAGUCAGAUAUUGAUGCAUGCCCAUUUGAAACUCCACCACCACCUGGAUUUAAUCAAGAUAUACUUCCACAUAUCGAACCACACCCAUGUGUAACACCACCUCCACCUGAAUCCAAUCAAAGUUUUCUUUCACCUGAAGAGAUUAGACCUUUUCCGAAAGCAGCACCACGAUUAGGAAGUAGAAUAAACAUACGAAAACGUAGAAGCACCAUAUAUACAGACACUCCUGAGAAAGAAAAUCUUCUUGAAAACAAAAUGAAGCAAAUACGGAAGGAUACUUUAAAAAAGAUGAAAAAAGAAAAAAAUACCCCAAAAAUAAAAGGAAAAAACAAGGGAACAGGCAAGGGCAAAGGUAAAGGAAAGGGGAAGGGAAAGAAAACUAAGAAUAACGAUGAUCUUUCAGAAAUAAGCGACGAUGAUGACGCGAUUUGUCUAGAAUGUACCGAAUCCUAUUCAGCCAGUAAACCUGGUGAAGAGUGGAUUCAGUGCAUUACGUGUAAAUUAUGGGCUCAUUCUAAAUGUGCAAAAGGUAAUUUGAUAUUGUAUGAAUGUAAGAAUUGUAAUUCUGAUUUAGAAGACUGAUAUGACGGUCUGAUUUUAGAUAGAUCUUUACUAAAACUAGAUAACAUGAGACAGGUUCUAUUCAUAGUUAGGUUAAGUUUUAGAAAAUAAAUCUUAUAUUUUGGUAAAUAUUAAAGUGGCUAAUGAUAAUCACUAUUUUAAAGAUUAUAAUAUUUUGUUAGCAGAUAUACUUAAAAACUCUAAUAUGAGACUGAUUGUUCUAUUUUCAUAAAUAAGUUAAUUUAGAAAAGAAGUUUUCUGUUUUAUUAUUAGUUUAUAAUAUUAGAUACUCACAAGUUUAUGUAUGUUGAAUAAUAUUUUUAUAAAAGCAAUUUUAUCUGUGAUUAGCGAUUUAUUAGAAUAAUUCAAGUUACAAUUAUGGUUGAAACAGAAAGUACAAAAAUUAAUCCCUCAAGAAUUGUUAAUUUUAGUUUUUUUAAUAGUUUAAAAAGUCACCUUUAGUAAAGUUCUUUAUUAACCGAGAAUGGAUCUCAAAUUUAAGUUUGUUUAUAAUUAAAUAAAAAGUUUCUAUCAUUUAGUACAUUUUAAUGUUUUAUUGUAUACUAAUCCUCUUUAUUUACACUAAUUACUGCCUAGGUCAACCUACCCCAUGCCUAUGGUCAACUUACCCCGAACAUGGGGUAGGUUGACCAAGCGUCAGGGGUUUAGAAAAUCGACUAAAUAAAUAUUAUAAUGAUAAAUAUAUAGGUUAUAGAUUAGUAUUUUAGGUACCUGAAUAGUUCUUCUAUCUGUAUCAACUGCUAUUUUUGUUAUAUUCACUUUAACAUCAGAGAUAUACGAGCUUAAGUCAAAAGUUAGUCAACCAUCCCCGGUCUCCCCUAUG